This is a messenger RNA of Neospora caninum, 834 nucleotides long. RefSeq lists its product as hypothetical. The transcript has 6 exons. The coding region runs from base 1 to 834 and encodes 277 amino acids. The record is from RefSeq and is a predicted model, not a curated record. Lineage: Eukaryota; Apicomplexa; Conoidasida; Eucoccidiorida; Sarcocystidae.
AUGUUGUUUCUCUCACUGCCGCGUUUGGGAGGCGGUCCCGGGCGUGCUCUGUGUACACCGACCUUUCAUGGGCUUUCUGAUGGGCCCUACCGGCGUCUCAAGUUCUCUCUCAAACCCAUUCGCCACGACUACCGGGACGUCCUCGUUUCGGCAGACCUCCGAAAGCUCACCGAGACUGCGCAGGAGUUGCUGCGGAAGAAGGAGACGAAGCGCCAUGCCUUCUGGGAGAUCUUCAGCAAGAGGGUGAAGGCCUCUGCCCACAUGCUCUCGCCGUCGUUGAUGGCUCUUAUCGCCCGGAGCUUCGACGUCCACGACAGAGACACAGGCAUCUACGUCGCUCUCGCCACUGCCCUACCAGAGUCGGUAAAGCGAGCGGACGGACCGUCUCUCUUGACGCUUUCCGACGUGUUUUCUCGGCGGCUGAAACGCGACAGCAAUCCGCCCCUGUUCAAGGCCAUCGCUCGCCAGCUUCCCAAUGCACUGUACCAGUUGACGGGAAAGGAUGUCCUCCGAAUCCUGAAGUCGCUGGACGCUGCGGGUCUUGCUGACAUGCUCGCGUGCCGGCAGGCGGCUCGGAAGCUCUGCGCGGAGCUCGACGAGCUAGACUGCGUAGAUCUCGCGGACGCGUCUGCCGUCUUUGGCAGCCAGGGUUAUCGGAACCCGGAGUUGUACCAAGCUCUCUCUCGACGGGCCGUCGACGUUAAAGACUCGUUUGAUGCCCCCACAGUGUUCCGGCUGCUGAGCGGCUUUAGCCAGAACGCCGUGGCGUGCGAGAACCUCCUGGAGUCGUUUUCGGCUCUGCUGGUGUCAUCCAGAAAUCAAUUCACGCUGUGA